Messenger RNA from Miscanthus lutarioriparius, 1107 nucleotides. The record is from the annotation of a GenBank genome assembly. NCBI's taxonomy places the organism in Eukaryota, Viridiplantae, Streptophyta, Magnoliopsida, Poales, Poaceae.
AUGCCGCUGCUGACGCCCUAUAAGAUGGGCCAUCUGGAGCUCUCCCACCGUGUUGUGCUCGCGCCGCUGACGCGGUGCCGCUCCUAUGGCAACGUGCCGCAGCCGCACGCCGCCGUGUACUACUCGCAGCGCGCCACCAAGGGCGGCCUGCUCAUCGCGGAGGCCACGGGGGUGUCGGCCACCGCGCAGGGGUGGUAUCCGGAGACUCCUGGCAUCUGGACGCAGGAGCAGGUCGAGGCGUGGAAGCCCAUCGUCGACGCCGUCCACCGCAAGGGCGCCUUCUUCUUCUGCCAGAUUUGGCACGUCGGCAGGGUUUCCACCAACGAUUUUCAGCCAGACGGUCAAGCGCCGAUCUCGAGCACGGACAAGCAGCUCCCCCCUGACGCCGAGUCUGGCACGGUGUUCUCCAAGCCACGCCGGCUGCGGACCGACGAGAUCCCAGGGAUCGUCGAUGACUUCAGACGUGCCGCACGGAAUGCGAUUGAGGCCGGGUUCGACGGCGUGGAGAUCCACGGAGCACAUGGAUUCCUCCUGGAGCAGUUCAUGAAGGAUGGCGCCAACGACCGCACCGACAAGUACGGUGGCAGCGUGGAGAACCGGUGCCGCUUCGUGGUUGAGAUCAUCGACGCUCUGGUCCAUGAAGUCGGUGCGAAUCGGGUUGGCAUUAGGCUUUCCCCUUUCGCGGAUUACAUGGACUGUGCGGAUUCCGACCCCUCGGCACUCGGCGACUACAUGGUGCGGCAGCUCAACAAGCAUGAGGGGUUUCUCUAUUGCCACUUGGUAGAGCCUCGGAUGUCCAUCGUCGAUGACCGUAGGCAGAUUCCGCAUAGACUCCUACCAUUCAGGACGGUGUUCAAUGGCACCUUCAUCGUCGUUGGUGGUUAUGACAGGGAGGAAGGAAACAAGGUGGUUGCCGAGGGCUACGCGGACCUCGUCGCAUACGGAAGGCACUUCUUGGCCAAUCCGGACCUAGCUAAGAGGUUUGAGUUAGAUGCGACCCUGAACAAGUAUGAUCGCUCCACCUUUUACACACGAGACCCUGUCAUUGGCUAUACAGACUAUCCUUUUCUUAGCGACGACAGCAAAGACUUACCUGCUCAAGAUUAA